This is a messenger RNA of Nannizzia gypsea CBS 118893, 414 nucleotides long. Its product is annotated as cytochrome b5. The record is from RefSeq and is a predicted model, not a curated record. Gene Ontology annotation, cellular component: endoplasmic reticulum membrane; intracellular membrane-bounded organelle. NCBI's taxonomy places the organism in Eukaryota, Fungi, Ascomycota, Eurotiomycetes, Onygenales, Arthrodermataceae. Gene Ontology annotation, biological process: sterol biosynthetic process. Gene Ontology annotation, molecular function: heme binding. The coding region runs from base 1 to 414 and encodes 137 amino acids. The transcript is spliced from 3 exons.
AUGUCUGCCGAUAAGGAAUUCACCCUCAAGGAGGUCGCUGCCCACAGCACCAAGAAGGAUCUCUACGUUGUGAUCCAUGAGAAGGUCUACGAUUGCUCCUCUUUCGUCGACGAGCACCCCGGUGGUGAGGAGGUCCUGCUCGAUGUUGCCGGUCAAGACUCCACAGAAGCCUUCGAGGACGUCGGACACAGUGACGAGGCUCGCGAGAUCCUCGAGGGUAUCAAAGUCGGCACCCUCAAGCGCCUGCCUGGCGACCCUGCCCCAGCCGCCGCUCCUACUACCACCGCCGCAUCCACUGGCUCGAGCGACUCUACUGGCCUCGGAGUCGGCCUCUACGCCGUCGUCCUGGUCGGUGCUGCCCUCGCCUAUGGUGUCUACCAGUACAUGGCCACCCAGCAAGCACAACAGGCAUAG